This is a messenger RNA of Galleria mellonella (greater wax moth), 9365 nucleotides long. RefSeq names its product kinesin-like protein unc-104 (gene unc-104). NCBI's taxonomy places the organism in Eukaryota, Metazoa, Arthropoda, Insecta, Lepidoptera, Pyralidae. Gene Ontology annotation, biological process: microtubule-based movement. Gene Ontology annotation, molecular function: microtubule binding; ATP binding; microtubule motor activity. The transcript is spliced from 40 exons. Bases 270 to 5639 code for a protein of 1789 amino acids. The record is from RefSeq and is a predicted model, not a curated record.
UUUUGACGUUUUGCCUGUUUCAGAAAAAUCUUCGUAAAUUGUACUCACAGUACGGUUUUGUUGUGUGUCGCAAACUUAAAUAAAUAUAAAUUUUUUGCAAACUCGCCCACCACAAGAUAUUAAUUGUCGUUGUCUACUAGACCUGUCUUUUACACCUAGAAAGGGAUGCCAUCAGUAUAGUUCCGUUUGAAACUCAAAUCUAAGGCAUAACAGAGUGCUAGUACCGAUGCUCUAGAUUUUUAACGCAGCGAGCAGAAGCCACAGCCGCCAUGUCGUCGGUGAAGGUGGCGGUAAGGGUCCGCCCCUUCAACUCGCGAGAGAUCGCCAGGGAAUGCAAAUGCAUCAUAGAGAUGUCCGGCAACACCACAAUUAUACAAAAUCCAAAAGCACCACCCGGCACCAAGGACAGCGCUAAGAGCUUCAACUUUGAUUUUUCAUAUUGGUCACACAACCCAAAUGAUCCGGAAUUCUCCUCCCAAAUUAUGGUCUACAAGGACAUCGGAGAGGAGAUGUUACAACAUGCUUUCGAUGGGUACAAUAUUUGCAUAUUCGCAUACGGCCAGACGGGUGCCGGCAAAUCGUAUACAAUGAUGGGUCGUGGCGAAGACGGGCAAGAAGGUAUCAUCCCACAAAUAUGCAAGGACCUGUUCCGCCGUAUCCGACAGACUACCGCCGAUGAUCUCAAAUACUCGGUGGAAGUGUCCUAUAUGGAGAUAUAUUGCGAGCGUGUGCGUGACUUGCUCAAUCCAAAGAACAAAGGUAACCUACGUGUCCGCGAACACCCCGCCCUCGGACCCUACGUGGAGGAUCUGAGUAAACUCGCGGUCACUUCCUACCAGGAUAUAUACGACCUUAUUGAUGAAGGCAAUAAGGCUAGGACGGUAGCAGCUACCAACAUGAACGAGACCUCGUCCCGUUCUCACGCCGUGUUCACCAUAUUCUUCACACAGCAGCGACACGACAAAACCACGGAUCUCAUGUCUGAAAAGGUGUCAAAAAUAUCUCUGGUGGACUUGGCUGGCUCUGAGCGAGCCGACUCCACUGGUGCUAAGGGCACACGGCUAAAAGAGGGAGCCAACAUCAACAAGUCCCUCACAACGCUCGGGAAGGUCAUUUCAGCUUUAGCUGAAAUCGCUUCGAAGAAUAAAAAGUCCAAGAAAGCCGACUUCAUUCCGUACCGUGACUCGGUGCUGACAUGGCUGCUGCGCGAGAAUUUGGGCGGGAACUCGAAGACCGCCAUGAUUGCGGCCAUCUCGCCGGCAGACAUCAAUUUCGACGAGACGCUCAGCACGCUCAGAUAUGCAGACCGCGCCAAACAGAUCGUAUGCAAAGCGGUCGUCAAUGAAGACGCCAACGCUAAACUCAUCCGCGAACUCAAAGAAGAGAUACUCAAACUGCGCGAACUACUCAAGGCGGAAGGAAUCGAAGUCGAAGAAGGACCAGACGGUAGAGUCGUUUAUGAAAAGAAAGAACCGCCUAUCACAGAGGCGUCGUCGCCGGUACGCAAGAAGAGCGAGGCUGAAGUACUCUCGCCGAAGCUGUCGCGGGCGGCCACCACCAUAGCCGAGGAGGCGGUCGACCAGCUGCAGGCCUCUGAGAAACUUAUUGCUGAACUGAACGAGACAUGGGAGGAAAAGUUAAAGCGUACAGAGCAAAUCCGCGUGCAACGCGAAGCCGUCUUCGCUGAGAUGGGAGUCGCCGUGAAAGAAGGUAUCACCGUGGGAGUCUACUCCCCAAAGAAGACGCCUCAUCUCGUCAACCUGAACGAAGAUCCUAAUCUAUCCGAAUGUCUCAUCUACUACAUCAAGGAUGGUGUAACUCGACUGGGCACCUCCGAGGCGAACGUGCCACAAGACAUCCAGCUGUCCGGUUCACACAUCCUCAGUGAGCAUUGUAUCUUCGAGAACACUGACGGCGUUAUCUGCCUCAUCCCGCACCGUGGCGCCCUCGUCUAUGUCAACGGACGAGAGGUCGCCGAGCCAAUAAUUCUGAAGACCGGCUCCCGUGUGAUCCUGGGCAAAAACCACGUGUUCCGUUUCACCCACCCUGGUCAACGCCAUGAGGAGGCCGUGUCCAACAAGGAACUCACUGACACUCCGGGCACUGGCGAGAUCGAAGCAAGCAACACCGAAAAUGUGGACUGGGACUUCGCUCAAUGCGAACUGCUAGAAAAACAGGGUAUUGAUCUGAAAGCUGAAAUGCAGAAGCGGCUCCUUGCCCUCGAGGAACAGUUCCGCAGAGAGAAGGAACACGCUGAUCAGCAGUUUGAGGAGCAGCGAAAGAACUAUGAGGCCCGUAUCGACGCCCUACAACGUCAAGUAGAGGAGCAGAGUGUCACCAUGUCAAUGUACAGCUCCUACACACCAGAAGACUUCCAUAACGACGAGGACAUAUUCGUGAAUCCUCUGUUUGAGACAGAGUGUUGGUCGGCGCGCGAAGUGGGACUGGCCGCGUGGGCGUUCCGCAAGUGGAAGUAUCACCAGUUCACAUCGCUCCGGGACGACCUCUGGGGGAACGCUAUAUUCCUUAAGGAAGCCAACGCGAUCUCCGUAGAGCUGCGCAAGAAGGUGCAAUUCCAGUUCACCCUGCUGACCGACACGCCGUACUCGCCGCUGCCGGCGGAGCUGGCGCCUCGCGACGACGCCGACGAUGAGUACCGACCCUGCCCGCCUACCGUCGUCGCCGUCGAGGUCACCGACACCAAAAAUGGCGCUACGCAUUACUGGACACUCGAGAAGCUACGCCACCGGCUGGAGCUAAUGCGUCAGAUUUACAACAUGAACGAGAGCGCGUACGCGGAGGAAGAGGAGCAGCCACCGCUGGUGCUGGCGCCGCCGCCCGCUGUCGCCUCCGCCUCCGCCUCCGCGACCUCCGCCGCCGCCGCGGCUCAGUCGCCCGACAUACUGCAGUGUAUUUCCGCGUGCGCGCAGCAGACGCGCUUGUCGCUAGCCAACCUGCUGCCGUCGAGGCAACGUCUGGAGCUGAUGCGCGAGAUGUAUCACAACGAGGCCGAGCUGUCGCCGACAUCCCCCGACCACAACAUCGAGUCGGUGACCGGCGGUGACCCCUUCUAUGAUAGAUUCCCAUGGUUCCGUAUGGUUGGACGGAGCUUCGUGUACCUGUCGAACCUGCUGUACCCGGUUCCACUCAUUCACAAGGUGGCUAUAGUGAACGAGAAAGGAGACGUGAAAGGCUACCUCCGCGUGGCCGUGCAGGCGGUCAUCGACGCUGAGAAAAAUAAUGCAGAAUUCGCUGCCGGCGUGAAGCAGUCGGCGAAGAUUUCCUUCGACGACGACGUGGCGCCGACUCGCUCGCGGCUCAAGGCACUCACCAAUGUCGAGAAGAACAACGCGAUCAACCUGGAGGAUCGUAUCGCCGAUCAACAGGACUCCAACAUCAAAAUCGAAGAGCUGGCGGUGGGCGAGUGCGACGCAGACAGUGGGCGCGGUGACAGCUCAUUGGCAUCUGAGCUGAAGGAAGAGGAACUGCCUGAGCACCUGGCGCCGGGCCGCGAGUUCACCUUCCGCGUCACCGUGCUGCAGGCGCACAGCAUCUCCACCGACUACGCGGACGUCUUCUGCCAGUUCAAUUUCCUGCAUCGCAACGAAGAUGCUUUCUCGACAGAGCCUGUCAAAAACACCGGAAAGAAUUCACCUCUCGGAUUCUAUCACGUACAAAAUAUCACGGUACCUGUAACGAAAUCAUUUGUCGAGUACAUUAAAACGCAACCGAUCGUUUUCGAAGUAUUUGGACAUUACCAGCAGCAUCCACUACACAAGGUAAGUGACGCGAAGCAGGACGGGCCGGUGGGCGGGCGCACGCCGCCGCGGCGCAUGCUGCCGCCGUCGAUCCCGAUCUCGGCGCCGGUGCGCAGCCCCAAGUGGGGCGCCGCCAGCGUGGCGCCGCCCUGCUGCUCCUCGCACCUGCACUCCAAGCACGACCUGCUCGUCUGGUUCGAGAUCUGCGAGCUCGCGCCCAGCGGCGACUACGUGCCGGCGGUGGUGGAACACAGCGAUGAGCUGCCAUGCCGGGGGCUGUUCCUGUUACACCAAGGCAUCCAGCGCCGCAUCCGCAUCACCAUCUUGCACGAGCCCUCCUCUGACCUUCAGUGGAGCGAUGUGCGGGAACUAGUCGUUGGCCGUAUCCGUAACACGCCGGAGGCCAACGAGGACACAUCCGACGGCGACGAGGACGGCGCACUCUCGCUCGGCCUAUUCCCAGGCGAACGGCCCACGCUCGACGACAGAGCCGUCUUCAGGUUUGAAGCCGCUUGGGACAGUAGCUUACACGGUUCACCGCUACUCAAUAGGGUGAGCGCAAACGGAGAGGUCGUCUAUAUCACGCUCAGUGCGUACUUGGAGGUGGAGAACUGCGGGCGGCCGGCGAUCGUGACGAAGGACCUGUCGGCCGUGGUGGUGGGCCGCGAGGCGCGCACGGGCCGCUCGCUGCGCCGCGCGCUGUUCGGCGGCCGCGCCGCGCGCGCCGACCGCCUCACCGGCGUCUACGAGCUCAGCCUGCACCGCGCGCUCGAGCCCGGUGUACAGCGACGGCAGCGCCGCGUACUGGACACGAGUGGCACGUACGUCCGCGGCGAGGAGAACUUGCACGGCUGGCGGCCGCGCGGCGACUCGCUCAUAUUCGACCACCAGUGGGAACUGGAGAAGAUGACCCGCCUGGAACAGGUGGGCCGCACGCGACACUUCCUCGCGCUGCGCGAACGGCUGCGGCACGGACACGAGAACACCGUUACACCCAACGACUUCACCAAGACGGAGAAGGAAGUAUGCAAUAUGGCUGCGAAAGCGGCAGCGGAGGGGGCGCGCGAAGAGGCCGAGCGUGAGCUUGCACCAGGCGAGAAGGAGCUAGCAAUCAAAUACAUCAAACUUAUGCAAGGUCGGAUAGGGUCAUCUGGUAAAGAGGUGGAGACAGCAGUAUCGCCGGCGACGCCCGUGGACGAAGGUGUAUCAGCAGACAUCUCCACACCUAGCCUUCUUUCUUCCAUACACAGCGCCAGCAGCUUCGAGCUGUGCUCGCCGGAGCGCGCGCUGCUGGAGAAGUCGAUGGCGGCGUGGGGCGGCGGCGGCGGCGGCGGCGGCGGCGGCGCCGGCGCGCUGUACGUGCCCGAGUGCGAGGAGGUGCGCGUGUCGGCCGCCGUGGCGCGCCGCGGCUACCUCAACGUGCUGCAGCACGGCACGCACGGCUGGAAGAAGCGCUGGCUGGUGGUCCGACGGCCGUACGUGUUCAUCUACCGCGACGAGCGCGACCCCAUCGAGCGCGCGGUCAUCAACCUCGCCAACGCGCACGUCGAGUACUCCGAGGAUCAGGAGCAGAUGGUCCGCAUGCCCAACACCUUCAGUGUGGUGAGCAAGGAGCGCGGUUACUUACUGCAGACCCUCGGCGACAAGGAGGUCCACGACUGGUUGUACGCCAUCAACCCACUACUUGCCGGACAGAUUAGUUGUCGGCACACAGGUCACGGUCGGCGCGGCGCGGCGACAAGCAGCAGCCGGCGGCCGCGCAGUUGCAGGCAGCAUGAGACAACCUCACAAUGGAGUCUAUCCUUGUUUUUUAAGUGCGUCACCGACGGCCACAUACACCAUAAGGCGAUAGCCGCCGCGCGUCCCCCGCACAGCCAUUGAAACGCCUGUAAUAUUCACUUAUUCGCUUUAGGUCACACAGUUUAAGGUACAAAACAAAAUUCUAUUAUAUAAAACAUAUUUGUGUCACUUAUUUUCUUAUAAAUGUGUAUAUUUGAAUUAUUAACAUUAUUGUUUUCAAACAUGGAUUCCGUAUUUAAAGAUAUAAUAAUACAAUUUUAACAAAGUAAUGUAAUUAUGAAAUUAUUAUUUUAUAUUUUCAAGGAAGUUAUUAAUUGAGUAAUGAAAUUCAUUCAACAUUCAAUUAGUGAUUUCUUGAUGGCUAAAAAUAUUGGGCUGUAUUGUUAAAAAUUUAUAAUACCUAAUUCACAAUUAGUACGUGUCAAAUCUCAUAUUAAAACUCAAUACAAUUGCCAACAAUUAUUAGUAUGAAAAUCACUAGUUGAACCAUUUUGAUAACUGCCUUGAAAAUUUUAGUCCUUUAUGUUUGGAGUCCGAUCCUUGUGGGGCCUAAAGUGAAUAUUGAAUAUAGAGACAUAAAGUUGGGAACUGUCUGUGCCUGGUUUGGUAGAGUGUUAUAAUAAUACGUCUUUCUAUAGUCCUAACUUUGCGUGCUCAAUGCAGCGCGAAACACUGUUUCAACUAUUUUAUAUUAAUCAUUUUUCUUUUAUCUUUAGAAGAUAUUCUAUUUCUCACAAUUUGGGACCACAAAGUGACAGGAAUUAUUAAAAAAAAAAAUAUCAACAAACAAUUAAAUUAAUUUGGCUUAUCUUUAAUUUAUUAGCAGUAUUAAAAGUGCAUUCAAUGCAAAAUACGAUUUAUACGUAAACAACAAUGUAAAUUUAUAUAUUUACAUAUAUAUUGUUAUACUGUUAUUACAUGACGGUUUAAUAUAUUUGGUGGUCCACUGUUGGGACCAAACCGGUGCACCGAAUUAACGGGAUUGGGGGUAAUAUUUACAGUGGAGUUAUACUAUGAAUUAGUGUGUAGGUCGUUUCCAUUUCUGAUGCGGAGGAUGCACGUCGUGUUUAAGGUAUUAUUUAUUACAUAUUAUAUUUUAACACUAUGGUCUUUGGACCACGAUUUUCUUAUCUAGAUAGAAAACGUAAUCAAUGAAUCUAUUUAGAUCUAUUUUGGAUUGCUAUAUCUAUUCAUAUUUUGUCUUUUACCGUUGAUGGGAAUGACGUUAUUCGAAUGAUUGUAACCGGAACCAAUAAUGAAUUUGUUUUAGAGUUGUUGAUGUUGUCAAAGUGGCAGUACGCGCCGCCUUGACGGUCUUCCCAAAUGUUAAUUGUCAUCAGAGCUGCAUAAUUGUUAAUAUUUUUGUCAAAUUUCAAGCAUCGUGGUGCAAUGACUAGAAGCGUGUUUAGUGUUUAGUGCUCUAACGGCAUAAUGUCCUAAUUGUACAAUACUUUUGUGCAAUAAUGUCUUAUAUGUGUUAUACGCACAAAGUGUAAAAUGCAAUGCCCGCACGAGGCAAUAUCUGAUAGACUCCAUUUGUAAGACAUGAAGAUGAUGUGAAAUGACAAAUUACUGAAAAUACCUAUAUAGAUUUUCCUCUAAUGUUGAAUACAAUAUUAAUGUAAUUUACCUUGUAUAUACGUAUGACCGAUUGGUAGAUUAAAUAUAUUUUGUGGCUCAAAGGCCAGAAGAUGGCGGUAGUCCGUACUCGUAUGACGUCAUACGUAACUGAUUCAUUUGACAUUUUAGUAUUGAUUGUAAAUACAUAAUGAUAAUUAAUGACAAUGUAGUUAAAUAUAGACUACGCAUAUUACAAAAAAAAAAAAAUUAUAACAAUAUUUUGUAUGCUACCGGUUUGUAGUGCAGAACAAUUUAUUCAAAUAAAUUACAUUUAAUUUAUGAUUGAUUUCCCAAAAUGCUAAAUAAUAAAGUAUUUAUUACUUGUUUCAUUGGAUUGUAUAAAGUAGGUUAAUGUGGAUGUUAAUGACGUAGUAGGUAUUUAUUUCUCGUUUCGUGUUUCUUUGUAUGUCGGCUCUUAAGAGUCGCCAUGCUCACUGGCAACCAUUCCGUUCAGGCUCUAGUCAUGUACACUCAACGUAGGUACAUUGUAUGUGAUAGAAGUAGACCCGGUAGUUACAUCGACGCCGUGCCGCGAACGGUCACCCAGUAGGAACUAGUACAUGUCUCUCUAUUUUAUGUUGUAUCCUAAUCGACAGUGCUCACGACGUCACAACGCUGUUUAUUUAUUUCAUAGAUAUUAAUAUUUAUACAGAGAUUACAUUUUGCUGUAGUUAGGUAAUAUAUGUGAGGGUAGUUUUAUAUGGAUGAUAUUCGUUUCCCUAUCUCAACGAUCUGUUGUAAGUCCAAGCAAUUCUUAAAUCUCGUUACUGCUUUUAUAAAUGUUGAAAUAAAUAAAGAUAAUUGUCACUAUACUAUCGCUUUUAGGUGACUAUUUUCUAUUCAUAAUAAAUCGAGCGUAUACAUAGAUAUAUUUAUAUCAACAUCGUAAGCUUAAGUGAUUUUCAAAUUUGUAAAUAACUUGAUUUCGUACUUAAUUGUUUACAGCAGUAAUAAAAAAAAGAUGUAAUGCUUAUUUUCUGUUACGAGUCCGACACUGGCUUACACACUCGAUCGUAGACGUAAUGUACUCUCGGCUAAACACUAGAAAAUAUCCUGAUAAUAAUUUAGCAUAGAAUAAACUAUAUAGAUGUAAGAUCAAAAAGUAUUAUCCAAAAUUAGACAUGCUGUGUGUUAUAAUGUUUCAAUUGAAAUACCUACAAUAUUAUUGAUUAUUGUCGUCGGGGUCACGGUGCAACUGCAGUUUGCAUUUCGCAAACUGUGCUUAUAUUAAUUUUCAACAAUUCAAACUGUAUUUUUGCGAUGUUUUGCUCGUAGAAUAUACGAAAGUGCAAUAUGAAUGUGUAAUAAAGUAAUGUUCAAAUUUGAAAUUAUUUUAAUGCAGUUUGCUUGUUUAUCUUAUACCCUCUAAAUUGUUAUUAUCUGUGAACAAAUAAAUAAAUCACAUGUUAUUAAAUAAUGAUAUAUUUUGUUUCUAGUCAUUUUUAUAACAUUCCAAAGUUAUAAAUUUCUUUUUGUCGGAAUAAUUAGGAUAAAAUAUUUUGCAUAGCAAAAUGAUGUUUAAGUAGUUAAAUAGUGGAGCAGAAAUCACGGGUGUGGUCGUGCGGUGGUUGUAACAAGAUGACUUCUUGUAACAUUUCGUUUGGAAAUUGAUUUGCAUAGUUUGUUUAGUUGUUAUAUUUUUGUAAUUACUAAAAGAACAUUUUAACUAGAGAUAUUGGCCGGCCGAGGCUGUAAUUAUAUAUAUUUUUAUAGAAUACUGUUUAAGCUAUGCUGGUAUUUUUAUAUGACUAGCUGUUAUUUUCUGACGUUAUGUUCUCUAUUAUUUAUAAUUUAUUUUUAAUGGAUCGUUGUUUGGAGAAGUUUUGCCGAUGGUACCGGAGCUUGUAUCUAUUUCGUUUAGUGCUUUUAUUAUUGUAUACUGAACGGUACGUGUGGGGGAGGCGCGCCGGGCGGCUCGCUGACAUGUUCGCCAACAUGCUCGACAGCGGGGCGGCACCAGCGACUCGCCCGGUCCUUGUGAUGUCGAUAGUGAUUGUUGAUUGUUGGGCGAGAAUGAUUUAUAAGAAAAUUAUAUAUUCUAUAUAUAAUUUAUCGAAUUUCAUUCAAUUUAUGAAAAUAAGAACAUUGUAAUGAUUGGUAAUAUUACUCAUUGCUCUAAAUGUACUAUCAAAAUAUAUUAUACACAGUGUUAAAGGUCAUAAAUAAAAUGCUUUGAAAAUUUCCAAA